AUGAAGAUCCACCCUGAGCCCAAUAAACUCAACGUGGCCUUGCCAUACGAAGUCAAAUAUUCAUCUAUUCUAGCACAGUCGAACGUCAAUCGACAAAAGAUUCUCCGGCGACUGCCCCACAUAUUCCAGAUGGUUCUAGAGCUUCCCUUCCACUCAGACACCAACAUUUCAAUCUCCGAAACCCCAGAUUCCUUCAGAUUCUCGACUGCCGCGAAUCACAUGCGUGGUGAUGUCAUGGCUGACACAGUCAAGAUCUGUCCUGGGGUUUCAAAAAUCGUUAUAAAAGGGGUGACAGGGAAUGAAAUCGGGCUCGAUUUGUGGCGGUUUAGGCUGCCAGAUAUGGACGGAGGCGAGUAUGAGGACGGCCACCUGGUGGUGACUGUGCCGAAAGGCCCGAAAUGGAAAAGGAGGUGA
This is a messenger RNA of Striga asiatica, 414 nucleotides long. The record is from the annotation of a GenBank genome assembly. NCBI's taxonomy places the organism in Eukaryota, Viridiplantae, Streptophyta, Magnoliopsida, Lamiales, Orobanchaceae.